Solanum tuberosum (potato) is the source of this 1115-nucleotide messenger RNA. Its product is annotated as peroxisomal membrane protein PMP22-like. The transcript has 7 exons. Gene Ontology annotation, cellular component: membrane; cytoplasm. NCBI's taxonomy places the organism in Eukaryota, Viridiplantae, Streptophyta, Magnoliopsida, Solanales, Solanaceae. The coding region runs from base 172 to 729 and encodes 185 amino acids. The record is from RefSeq and is a predicted model, not a curated record.
GUUGUUUUAAAUGGUCCCACGCAAUGUGACACUUGCCAAAUUUAGACGCAGAUUCACCAAAUUGGUCUCAAUGUAAAGGAAGUCAAAGAAGCGAGUGAGUAACCUAUAAGAUCGAAUCUGUUCGUCUUCUCAAAUCUUGAAGGUGAACAAAGCGAAGAAAGACAAAGAAGAAUGGGAUCAAUAGCGAAAAAGGGUCUCCAACAGUACUUGCUACAGCUUCAGCAACACCCUUUACGAACAAAGGCAAUAACGGCGGGAGUGUUGUCGGCGAUCAGUGAUAUAGUGGCUCAGAAGAUCACUGGCAUUCAGAAACUUCAAGUCAGACGCCUUCUUCUCAAAGUGCUUUUUGGUGUUGCCUAUCUUGGACCAUUUGGGCAUUUUCUUCACUUAUUACUGGACAAACUUUUCAAGGGGAAGAGAGACAAGAGUACAGUUGCCAAAAAGGUGUUGCUGGAACAAAUUACUUCGUCACCCUGGAAUAACUUGCUUUUUAUGGUUUACUAUGGAUUAGUUAUUGAAAAGAGACCCUGGAUCCAGGUGAAAUCUAAUAUCAAGAGAGAAUAUCCAAAAGUGCAGUAUACAGCGUGGGCGUUUUGGCCAGUCGUUGGGUGGGUAAAUCACUUGUAUGUUCCGCUGCAAUUAAGAGUAAUCUUUCACAGCAUUAUUGCAUGUUGCUGGGGAAUAUUUUUGAAUCUACGUGCUAGGUCGAUGGUCUUGAAAAAAGCUUGAAAUCUUCAAAGUUGAUUCAUGAACAUGCAUGGCAACAUCUCCUUGUGUUAGUUGAAUUGAAAAUGGUAGCUUGGAAUUGCUUAUUUUGUUUUGAUUUUCAUGUUUUCGCUGAUCCCUCAUAACCAAGACAAAGUUCAUCUAGUAAUAAAUUGGUUGUAAUUGUCCUGUGUCAUCGAUCAAGUGCUAGGCAGAAUGUUGCACACAUGGUAAUGUGAAAAGUUGUCAGUUCGAAAAAGUAACGCCCUUCAAAUGUGACUCAAAAAAGCAAGAUUGUGGCAAGAGAUGACAGUGAAUUAUGUUUCACAAUUCAACAUUGUUAAUGUAAAAUUGAAACUGAGUUGCUGCUAUCUGUAUACCAAGUCCUGGAUGGUUGGUGUUAUUCAUCA